GGAGGACACAGGAAAUAACUAGUGCCUGAAAUCCAAGAAGCCCGUUUCGCACUCACGGCCCCUCUUCCUGAUAGGGAACCUCUCAGGAGAUUCUCAGAGACGGCUCCCUAGCUCAGCUGCAAGGGCGUCAGGCUACAUAAGACCCAGACUCUGCCCUUGCAGAAUGCCAGGCUGAGAUGAAGUCUGCUCAGGUUUGGAGCCACACCUUUGUUCUCUUAACAAACCUUUCUGGAGCCCCUACUGCGGAGACACUUUGCCUCUUCAGCCUUUUAGCUGGGUUAUCUUAGCUAGCUGGAACUGUUUCCUCAUCAGUAAAAUGGGCUUGUGGACAUGAGGUCUGGGAGAGGAGAUGUGGGCCUCACUUCAAAGUUGUGAAGACGUAGAACCUUCUGUGCCAGGACUCCAGGUCCCACCUCAACCCUCAGCCCAGGCCCUACUAGUCACUAGGCAACCAACCCUGAUCAUAGCCUUUGAUGAGCUGCGGACUGACUUCAAGAACCCCAUCGACCAGGGGAACCCAGCGCGGGCACGCGAGCGUUUGAAAAACAUCGAACGCAUCUGCUGCCUCCUGAGGAAGCUGGUGGUCCCGGAAUAUUCCAUCCACGGCCUCUUCUGUCUGAUGUUUCUGUGUGCGGCAGAGUGGGUGACCCUGGGCCUCAACAUCCCCCUCCUCUUCUACCACCUUUGGAGGUACUUCCACCGCCCUGCGGAUGGCUCCGAGGUCAUGUACGAUGCGGUCUCCAUCAUGAAUGCUGACAUCCUCAACUACUGCCAGAAGGAGUCCUGGUGCAAACUCGCCUUCUACCUGCUCUCCUUCUUCUAUUACCUGUACAGUAUGGUUUAUACGUUGGUGAGCUUCUAAGGGUGAAGCCGGCCAGGGAGCAAGCCCAGAAUGGACCGGACGCCUGUGCACCCCUAGCCCUGCCCUUCUGGCCACAGAGGCCUCAGCCCCGGGGAGACAGGGGGCACUGGUGCCUCCAGCCUCUUCACCCCCCCAAACUGCUGCUGCGGGGACCCACCCCCGCCUUCAGAGCUCUCCCCCUCCAACUAGGGCCAGGCAAAGCUCUCCCUGGGGUGGGGGCUCCACUGCUGGCCUGCAGUAGGCAUGGCAGUUGUCCUGGAAGAGGCGGGGCUUCCAGUCUUGUCUGUUUCCGGGGAACUUGGGCCCUGCCACCAGGCAGACCUUGAUCUUGGAAAUUCUGGGCAGCCCCCCGUGGCCCUCACCCUAAAGCUCCCCCUGCAGGUGGGGGGGCACCUGCACCAGGAAUGAGCAGGCUCAAUAUGGGGGCAGCCCCGUCCCUAGUCUGCCCUCUCCCCUCCCCAGGCGCUCUUUCCAACCCAGUCUCUACUUCUCCCAAACCCAGCCCACCUGCCCCUUGGACCUAUUUUCUAUGUUGCCUGGAGGAGUCCGGCACCCCUUCCCCGGCCAUUUGUGACAAAAUAUGAAUAAACAACUGAAAACACA
Messenger RNA from Peromyscus maniculatus bairdii (prairie deer mouse), 1465 nucleotides. RefSeq names its product cornichon family AMPA receptor auxiliary protein 2 (gene Cnih2). The record is from RefSeq and is a predicted model, not a curated record. NCBI's taxonomy places the organism in Eukaryota, Metazoa, Chordata, Mammalia, Rodentia, Cricetidae. Gene Ontology annotation, biological process: vesicle-mediated transport.